AUGGCGGAGGAGUCACUUGAAAGUUCUUCAGCCAAAGCUCUUGUUAGUUUGCGAGAAGGGAAAAGUUGUUACAAAACUCCCCCUCGACGAGGCAACGUGAGUAUAUCGAGCCGGUUUUACACGCCUCAAAGAAUCAGGAAAAAGAACUCGAGAUUCUAUAAUGAAGAAGAAGAAACUGGUUAUCUGACAAGAACCCCAAAGAAGCAGGCCAAAACUCCAACAUCAUCCAGUGCAUCAUCUUCACAUAGUAAGAUCACUUGUACCCCUGAUAAGAAAACAUCUUAUGCAAUUGGCAUACGGUUGCGUAAUUUACUCAAGUUACCAAAAGCAUACCGAUGGGUCUGUUAUGAAUGGUUCUAUUCAAAUCUUGAUAUGCCUUUAUUCCAGGGUGAAAAUGACUUUUGUAACUGUUUAAAAGAAUCUUUUCCUCAGUUGAAAACAAAACACUUGAGGAGGGUUGAAUGGUGUAAAAUUCGGCGUCUUAUGGGUAAACCACGCAGAUGUUCCGCAGCUUUCUUGCAAGAGGAACGAGAUACACUCGAGCAGCGGCGUAACAAGAUUCGCUUAUUGCAACAGAGAAAAUUGGGGGAACUCACCAGUUUUAAGGAUUUGCCUGAAGAAAUUCCAAUGCAUUUAGUUAUUGGGACUAAAGUAACUGCUCGUUCAAGGAAGUUGCAGGACGGACUGUUUACUGGAUGUGUUGAAGCUCUGGAUACUGUGAAUAAUACUUACCGGGUGACAUUUGAUCGGCCUGGUUUAAGGACACAUUCCAUUCCAGAUUAUGAAGUAUUAAGUACAGAACCCCAAGAGACUACACCAUUGUCUGCAUUCCAACAACGACAUCGGUCCAGAUUAACAGUUGUUUAUCCACCUCAAUUUGUUCCUGGCAUUGGUUCACCUAACACUCACUUGGAUAAUGAUCCUCUUCUUAGUGGCUCUCCUGUCAAAGGCCGAUUGAUGAGUUUAGAAGGAGAGACAUAUGGUGGAUUUCCAAUAAAAUUUUUAGUGCUUGUGACCAAAUUAUCAAAAAUCCUUUUGAUAAAAAAAGAUUGGAUUCGACAAUUAAGAGAAAUGAAUAGCCAAGCAGAAAAGUUGGAAUCUUUGCAGCAACCAAUCACAUUUGAAUUCCAAAGGAAAUAUGCUGGCAUUGUAUUGGAGCUUGAACAUCUUAAUAAAGACUUACAAGAAUAUCUAAAUGGUGUACAGCAGUUUUGCCAGAAGAUGGCUCCAGAGCAAGGCUUAACUGCCAUUGAUCAGCCCUCUGAGAUCAAACGUCGUUGUGAAGAAGAAGCUCAAAAAAUGGUUCAGAAAGUCAGUCAAAGUCUUUGGAAAUGUGUCAAAAAUGAGCAAAUGCUGAACUUGAUUGUUAGUUUAACUUCUCUUAUGCUCCAAGUGAAGACAUUUGCUGAGAAUGAUUUCAAUUCUUUUGAAUUCCGAUCCCUUCAAGACAGUUUGAAUGACAUAAAAAAGAAUUUGGAUGGUAACAAUAUCAAUUCUUUUCAAAAUAAUGUGGAGAUUCAUAUCAAUCAUAUCCAGAGUGGCCUCAGUCAGAUGGGUAACUUACAUGCUUUCUCUACAACCACCACCACCACAAGUACAACCACCUGCAACCCUUAA
This is a messenger RNA of Acanthosepion pharaonis, 1617 nucleotides long. The record is from the annotation of a GenBank genome assembly. Lineage: Eukaryota; Metazoa; Mollusca; Cephalopoda; Sepiida; Sepiidae.